Molecule: messenger RNA, 741 nt
Organism: Eurytemora carolleeae
Lineage: Eukaryota; Metazoa; Arthropoda; Copepoda; Calanoida; Temoridae
Exons: 5
Coding region: 343-741 (132 amino acids)
Source: RefSeq, a predicted model, not a curated record
GUAACGCCGGACAUUAAAAUACGGUCCGGUGGUAAUAAGAAGCUGUCAAAACAGUAUUUUUACACUAAUCAUCUUCUAAAAUAUUUCUUUAUUUCUACUCAAAAAAAGAUGUUAAUAUGAGUACUGAUGUGUACAUAGCUAGACAAGUGUUAACCUAUCAACACAAUUAUUGAUUAAAACAAGCAAAAUAAAUAUAACACUUUUUAUAAACUAGUUUAAGUGACAACACAAUCAAUUUCGACAAACUCUGACGCGAGAGUUAGAAAACACAUUUAAGUGACAAGUGAUUAGAGAGUGACGAGGAACUGAAAGUUAUGUUGGAGUGACUGAGUGCUAAACGAAAUGAACGUGAAUUGGGACUGUUUUGGAAAUUUCAACUGUCUCAAAGAAAGGAACCUCUCUCUCCAGGGUGGGGAAACCACUGGGAAGGACGGAGAAGGGAAACCCUGUAUACCCGGAGACAAGAGGAAACCCUGGAAGCAUCCAGCUCCCGGGAGGAAGUCAAAGUCUAAGCACGAUAAAUAUAAGGAAAGAUUGAAAAUGUCCGGACGUCCUGGCCAUAUAUUCUACGAGAUACCAAGAGCUGAUCUUCAUCCUGAUCCUCAUUAUCCGUCCUACAACCUCGGACAAUAUUCUUCUAUGGUCAGCAAGGUUUGGGGAAAUACAAGAGUAAGAGUAAGAAGAUAUUCUGGAGACAAGGAGGCCCUUCAGAACAGAGAACUAGAGGUUAAUAUUAUUUAG